This is a messenger RNA of Sphenostylis stenocarpa, 300 nucleotides long. NCBI's taxonomy places the organism in Eukaryota, Viridiplantae, Streptophyta, Magnoliopsida, Fabales, Fabaceae. The record is from the annotation of a GenBank genome assembly.
AUGCGGCAACUAAAACAAUUGCCUUUUGCAGCAAACAAACUUCACUUUCAAUUAUAUAUUCGGGAUAAGAUUCUUGUGGAAACGCACAUGCAUGCUCUAUACACGGUCAAUCACAUUGCAUUAUUGAGGUUGCAUGAUCCUUCUCUUUCUAAGGUGGAUGUUUCCCCGUUCAGUCUUCUUCCACUAGUAGUCUGCUCCUGUAGGGCAGUUCUAGGCACAGGGCCUUCUGAACAUGCAAAACCUCCUCAACAAUUUCCAUGGCAGCUACCAUUUCUUGCGACGUUGACAAUGGAGGUGUAA